UGAACCGGAAACAGUACACAUGGGUCAUGGCCAACAGCAUUGUAGCCGAAGUAUUUAACUCAUCCGCAACAAGUCUCGUGUUUUAAUUGAGCUAUUUUAACUGUUUCAUACGAGUUCACAUUUUUUUUAAUAAGCUGACAGAUAAGCGAUUCUUUACCGGAGAUGGGAGUCCCGGCGUUUUUCCGUUGGCUUAGCCGAAAAUAUGCGUCAAUAAUCGUGCAUUGUGUUGAGGAGAAGGGGAAAGAGUGUAAUGGAGUCCGUAUUCCCGUUGAUACAACGAAGCCAAACCCCAACGAGGUGGAAUUCGACAAUUUGUACUUGGACAUGAAUGGGAUCAUUCACCCAUGCACACAUCCAGAAGACAAACCCGCUCCCAAAAAUGAAGAUGAGAUGAUGGUCGCCAUUUUCGAGUACAUUGACCGCCUGUUCAAUAUUGUGCGGCCCAGGAAAGUUCUCUACAUGGCCAUCGACGGAGUGGCUCCACGGGCCAAAAUGAACCAGCAGCGCUCUCGCCGGUUUCGGGCCUCCAAAGAAGGAGUGGAGCUGGCCGAGGAGAAGCAUCGCAUACGAGAGGAGGUCAUCCAGAGAGGAGGUUAUCUUCCACCUGAGGAGAUUAAAGAGAGGUUUGACAGCAACUGUAUCACUCCAGGAACAGAGUUUAUGGACAACCUGGCACAUUGUCUUCGAUACUACGUCGCAGACAGACUCAGCAAUGAUCCAGGAUGGAGGAAUAUCACGGUCCUCCUGUCUGAUGCCAGUGUUCCAGGUGAAGGUGAACACAAGAUUAUGGACUACAUCAGGAGACAGAGAGCUCAACCCAACCAUGACCCUAACACACACCACUGCCUGUGUGGAGCUGAUGCUGACCUGAUCAUGCUGGGCCUCGCCACCCACGAGCCAAACUUCACCAUCAUCAGAGAGGAGUUUAAACCCAACAAACCCCGCCCCUGCGCACUCUGCGGACAGAUGGGCCAUGAAAUCAAAGAUUGUCAGGGGACGGCCAGAGAGAAACAGGGACAGCAUGAUGAGUUUGCAGACUCUAUGCCGGUUUCUGAACAGGAGUUCAUAUUUAUCAGGCUCUGUGUGCUGCGAGAGUACCUCGCCAGAGAGCUGACCAUGGCCAGCCUGCCGUUUCCCUUCGACUUUGAGAGGAGCGUAGACGACUGGGUCUUCAUGUGUUUCUUUGUUGGAAAUGACUUCCUACCACACCUGCCGUCCUUAGAAAUCAGAGAGGGAGCGAUCGAUCGACUGGUCAACAUCUACAAAGACGUUGUGCACAAAACUGGAGGCUACCUGACAGAGAAUGGCUACGUCAACCUGGAGCGAGUUGAGAUGAUCAUGCAGGCGGUGGGCGUGGCUGAGGACAACAUCUUUAAGAAACGCAAAGAGGAUGACGAAAGCUUUAAGAGAAGAAUGAAAGAGAAACGAAAGCGGAUGAAGGCAGAGCAGCGGGGCCCCGCCUACCUGACCACGGGCCAGUUUGCCCCUCAGGCCCUGGGGAGAAGAGACCGACCUGAGGCCGUCCAGAAUGCUCGGCACCAGGCCUACGACAUGAGGAUGCAGUCCAGGGAGCAACACAACAAGGAUGCUGCUCAGUCCCUGAAGGCCAUGAUAAAGAACGGUGGCAAUUCGUCUGCAGGGCCCAGCGACAGCAUAGACAGCAGGGGGGUGAAGAGGAAAGCUGAGGACAGUGACAGCGAGCCGGAGCCUGAAGACAACGUCAGGUUGUGGGAGCAGGGCUGGAAGCAGAGAUACUACAAGACCAAGUUUGACGUGGACGUGACUGAUGAGGACUUCAGGCGGAAGGUGGUUCAGUCAUACGUGGAGGGUCUCUGCUGGGUGCUGCGCUACUAUUACCAGGGCUGUGCCUCCUGGAAGUGGUACUUCCCAUUCCACUACGCCCCGUUCGCCUCCGACUUCAAAGACAUCAAAGGGAUGUUCACCGAUUUUGAGAAGGGGACCAAACCGUUCAAGCCACUGGAGCAGCUGAUGGGAGUGUUUCCUGCUGCCAGCGGCAACUUCCUGCCCCCAACAUGGCGGAACCUCAUGAGCAGUCCUGAUUCUUCCAUCAUCGAUUUUUACCCCGACGACUUUGCCAUUGAUCUCAACGGCAAGAAAUACGCCUGGCAGGGUGUGGCCUUGUUGCCUUUUGUGGACGAACGUCGGCUGUGGGCAGCUCUGGCUGACGUCUACCCCGACCUCACACCCGAGGAAGUGAAAAGAAACAGCCUGGGAAGCGACGUAUUGUUUAUCGGGAAGUCUCACCCGCUCUUCGACUUCAUCCAUGAACUCUACCGUACAGAAGCUCAAGAGGGCACUGAGAUCCCUGCAGAGCUGUGCCAUGGAAUCCAAGGUACAUUAAAUCUUGAUGACGACCCUAUUCUACCAGAUAAGUCAGUGACAUCACCCAUCCCAAUGCUGCGUGACAUUGCACAGAACAGUGCGAUCGGAGUGAAGUUCAAGGAUCCCCAGUAUGCAGAUGACUUUGUGUUCAAGGCGGUCCUCCUUCCUGGAGCAAAGAUGCCCAAUAAGGUCCUGAAGCCAGGCGACUGGGAGAGGGGGAACAGGGAACCAUGGAGACCCCAGCUGGGCUUCAACCCAAACAGGCAGCAGGCUCACCUGGACCAGUCCGCCUUCCGGUCUCUGGGUCACAAUCUGAACAGAAACCAACAUGGCGGAGGACAGUACAGCAGCACCCCGCCACCAAGCAACUACCAACAAGGAAACUACCGUCCUCCACACAGCGGCGGCCACCAGCCUUUCCAACAUUCCAGGCAGAACAGUUUGCUGGGAGCGCCUCCCUCCUACCAGCAGCCCCAAUAUCCAAGGCAGCAGCAGCAGUACGGAGGCGGGGGUCACGGUUGGGAUCGGGCCGCGCAGUCGCAGCAGUCGUCGUACCAGCAGAACAUGACCCGCGGACGGGGAGGGGCGGGGCCUGGCAGCUACCAGCAGCGCUACGAUCAACGUAGAGACGACUGGAACGAUCGCAGGGACAACCGGGGACAACAGCAACAGGGCUACAGCUCUGGCAGAGGUUACCCCGCUCCUCCUCCGUCCAGAAGAUACAACUGGAAAUAAACUCAAAGUAAUGUUGGACUUUGGGACUUUGAGGAGGGGGGGGGGGACUAUUUUUAGGGGAGACAUGUCAUCUUUUUUCAUUUUAUUGUCUUCUUGUAAAUUAAAUUUGUGUUUUUCCUUUUUAUUCGACAUACAAAAACAGUUGUGUAACCUGUGAUUUUUAAGAUGAAUGGCCUGUAAAACUUGUAAAAAUACAAGUGAGUCGAGGACAAAGUGUCCCACUGUGUUUAUUUUUGAGAGGAAUCUCUCCAAAGUGGUCCAUGUGUUUUUAAAACAAACAAAA
Molecule: messenger RNA, 3361 nt
Organism: Siniperca chuatsi (mandarin fish)
Lineage: Eukaryota; Metazoa; Chordata; Actinopteri; Centrarchiformes; Sinipercidae
Gene: xrn2
Product: 5'-3' exoribonuclease 2
Exons: 31
Coding region: 163-3078 (971 amino acids)
Biological process (GO): nuclear-transcribed mRNA catabolic process
Cellular component (GO): nucleus
Molecular function (GO): 5'-3' RNA exonuclease activity; RNA binding; zinc ion binding
Source: RefSeq, a predicted model, not a curated record